AUGACCUCUACAUCUGAUAAACGCAAGACACGUAUCGCUCUACAAGAGAUAAAAAGGGUUGUGCGGUCUCCACACUCCGAACCCGGGUUCCAAGAGCCAGGAUCGAGUUUCUGGGACCGCUCGGUGCCUCAAGAUGUAUCAAAGCAACCCGAAGGAAAAAGAACCUCCUCACCCGAAAGGAGAGAGUCCAAUGAGAACGCCGCACCCCUCGGGCUUCACUUGCCAAAGGCCGUCGCGGCAGGGCUGAGAGCGCACGAGUAUGUAAAAAUACAUGACGAAUCCCCUUGGAAUAGGUUUCAGAAAGUCUACGAAUUGAAGCUCGAAGAUUUUACGACUGUUGCGAUGAGAAAAGCCUCCCCGUGCGAGGUUGUUAUGGUGAAGGAACUUCAGACGCCGGAGGGCGUUGAGAAGCUUCGCAUGCUACAACAGAUCCGGCACGAGAAUUUUAUUGCCUUCCUCGAGUCCUUUCAGUACCAAGAACGCUCUUUUGCCAUUCUUGAACACAUACCUAUCUCUCUCUCACAGAUCGCCGCCUCUCCUCCCUAUCCUACCGAGCUUCAGCUCGCCGCCAUACUCGGACAGGCAGCGAACCAGGAGCAUUGCCGCAAGGUCGACUCCUCGCACGAUGACCAUCGGGACUUGAGAGCGGUCGGCCGUAUCGCCACGGAACUGAUGCAGAAAUAUGUCAAAGACGACAAUGCCGUCGGCGUGGAGGAUCUAUAUCGUUGGCCGUCUACUUCCAAAGCCGUCGUCUUCCUAUCGGAAACCACGUCUGCCGUUUCCGUGAACGAAUUGAUCCAGGUGGGUAAACAUAUCUGCUCAAGCGACCGGCUAACGUCUCUAGAAUCCUCUCAUCCGGUCUCCUUGGCAGUUGGAAGAGCUGAAGUGGAUGGUUGA
This is a messenger RNA of Bacidia gigantensis, 897 nucleotides long. RefSeq lists its product as uncharacterized. The transcript is spliced from 2 exons. Bases 1 to 897 code for a protein of 298 amino acids. Lineage: Eukaryota; Fungi; Ascomycota; Lecanoromycetes; Lecanorales; Ramalinaceae. The record is from RefSeq and is a predicted model, not a curated record.